AUGGCUACAGCAAUUUUCGUAUCCUGCCAGGGUGACAAAGCAGCCCUAUUCAUGGAUGCACUGCUUUCUCCAACCGGAGAGGGGACUAAAAAAUCUGUCCUAAAAAAAGCUAGCCAAUAUGUUGCCGACCUUGUCAGCCUACCGCGGCUGACUGGGUAUCCUACUAUGCGGUCAAAAAAAAAGAAAAAUUUUAAAUUUGGCUUCAUGGAACGUCCGAACAAUGCUGACAGGAAGAAGACUAGCUGGAAACAUCCACGUUCAGGACACUGGCAUCUCAUCGACUACAUACUUAUCAGACAACGCGAUCUUCGUCUCGCUCGUCUAACUAAAGCGGUGCGAGCAUCAACAAUGUGGUCAGAUCAUCGCCUCAUCAAGAUGUCGGUGUUUCUUACUGUUAAACCAGUCAGAAGGCAUCACAAAACUGUAAGGAAAGCCAAACUGGAUGUGACUCGGCUAACAGAACC
Molecule: messenger RNA, 464 nt
Organism: Helobdella robusta
Lineage: Eukaryota; Metazoa; Annelida; Clitellata; Rhynchobdellida; Glossiphoniidae
Exons: 2
Source: RefSeq, a predicted model, not a curated record